GUAAUCAUGCUAAGAAUGUCAUCAAUGGCUUAGAAAAAUAGAAAAUAAAAAUGAAAAUAAGAAAUAAAAAGUAUUUUUCACAACUGAACCUGUUCUAAAAUGAAAGGAGACUUUCGCCUUUCCAAAUGAAAUAUCAAGAUUCGAUCGUAAAUAGUCAUCACAAUCUCAAAAAAUAAGAAUUAAAUAUUUAAAACAAUAGCAGAGAAAGUGGGAUUCCAAAGACAAGGUGAAGAAAGCAGGCAGCUGACUGGACUUUGUGGACAAAUUUUUGCUCGGCACAGCUAAUACUUGGUUCCAAGAAGCUAUAUAUAUAUAUAUAUAUAUAUAUAUAUAUGGGGUCAUUCAUUCUAAGCUAUAACACAGCAUUAUCGGGCAAAUUAAGGCAAAAGUUACACAGCAAGAUGCCUAAACUUGCAGUUUUCCAGUGUGUGUUGUGCCUUUUGUGCAUUGCCUCUAGUACUGAUGCUAAUAAUCAGGUUGACAACCUUCACAGAUUGAUCAUGUCAAGAAGGUCACAGAACCCGCCUCUUUCCGUUUCUUGGGCAGGACUAGAUGCAGCAGAGGAGCAUUUGCCUGUGUUUGUCGAACCCCAAGAUGGGUUGAUGGAAACCGAUAGGAUCGAUAAGCUGCCGGGGCAACCACAAGGGGUGGAUUUUUAUCAGUUCUCAGGCUAUGUUACAGUGGAUCCUAAGGCUGGAAAAGCGCUCUUCUAUUAUUUUAUCGAGUCCCCAAAGAACUCUUCCACUGAUCCUUUGCUCCUGUGGCUCAACGGAGGGCCAGGUUGCUCCUCUUUUGGUUUUGGAGCCAUGAUGGAACUAGGACCCUUCAGAGUCAACAGUGAUGGCAAAACACUCUUCAGAAACAAAUAUUCAUGGAACAAUGUGGCCAAUGUAAUCUUCUUGGAAUCUCCGGCCGGUGUGGGGUUCUCGUAUUCGAACACAACCUCCGAUUACCAACGAACCGGCGAUGCGAGCACUGCCAGAGAUGCCUACACUUUUCUCGUCAACUGGCUCGAAAGGUUCCCACAAUACAAAACCAGAGACUUCUUCAUAGCGGGGGAGAGCUAUGCUGGCCACUACGUGCCUCAACUCGCAUACACCAUUCUUCUCAACAACAAGAACACGACUAAAACCAUAAUUAACCUCAAAGGCAUAGCUAUAGGGAAUGCGUGGAUUGAUGAUGCUACAAAUACAAUGGGGUUGUUUGAUUAUUUAUGGACACAUGCCAUAAAUUCUGAUGAAACCAACAAGGGCCUCCAUUCUUACUGUGACUUUGGGAAUUUAAGUUCAUCUACCCAAUGUCAGAGCUUUGAAGAGAAGGCUUUUCGCGAAAUGGGUGAUAUUGAUUUCUACAACAUUUAUGCACCAAUCUGCCGCGAUGCUUCACUCAAAAACGAGUCCACAGGUUCUAUUUACAAUUUCGAUCCUUGUUCAGACUACUACAUUGACUCAUAUUUGAAUAUCCCUGAAGUGCAAGCAGCUCUCCAUGCUAAUCGAACAACUUGGAGUGCUUGUAGAUCUUUCAACUGGACUGACAGCCCCAGUACCACCCUACCAAUCAUUAUGGAUCUUAUGGCAAGUGGUAUGAGGGUAUGGAUUUACAGUGGGGAUCUAGAUGCUCGCGUGCCGAUUACUUCAUCCAGAUACUCCAUAAACAGCCUCAAGCUCCCCAUUGUCUCCACUUGGCAUCCAUGGUACACCAACAGUGAGGUGGGCGGAUAUGUGGAGCAAUACAAAGGAUUAACAUUAGCAACAGUCAGAGGAGCUGGACAUAUCGUUCCAACCCACCAACCAGAGAGAGCAUUGAUCAUGAUCUCAUCAUUCCUUCGAGGAAACCUCCCACCUUCCUCGCCAUGACAUGAAACAUUAUACAAUGGACCAAACCCUCUGCAUGGCAGCGCAGUGUCCAGAUCCUUUUCAUGUGACAAUGGGUCCUAUUCUUUUCACUUAAAUGGCUGAGUACCUGGGCACUGGCUAGGUGCCCAACCACGGGGAAGGAUCGGUCUAUUUUAUAAGUUCUCCACGACACCAAUGCAUCCAAUAAAUGCAGAGAGUACGUGUAUUACUCAUAAUCGAACUAAAUAAGAUUUGAAGAACCAAGUCAUUGCAAGAUUGUUAUUCCAUCUAUAAUAUGCAUGUAACAUCCUUUUCUUUUCCUUUUUUUAAAGGUAUAUUGUAAAUGCAAGAUCUUAAGUAUAAAUUAAGUAUGACUUUUAGUUUU
Malania oleifera is the source of this 2220-nucleotide messenger RNA. RefSeq names its product serine carboxypeptidase 1-like. Lineage: Eukaryota; Viridiplantae; Streptophyta; Magnoliopsida; Santalales; Ximeniaceae. Bases 333 to 1856 code for a protein of 507 amino acids. Gene Ontology annotation, molecular function: serine-type carboxypeptidase activity. Gene Ontology annotation, cellular component: vacuole. The transcript has 8 exons. Gene Ontology annotation, biological process: proteolysis. The record is from RefSeq and is a predicted model, not a curated record.